CUCACACAAAACACACUCAAACCCUCGCUGCCUAGCUUUAUCGCCUUCUCCCCGUAUAAAAACACGCCAAGAUCACGCUUGCUCGCUUAGCCCUAGCUACAACAAUCUAAUCUAUCUCUGCUUCCAAUUCCCAUACAAAGCUAGAGCUAACUCUGAGUUAAACUGCGACAUUACACAAUGAGGCUUCACCAUCUGCAUGUGGCCUACCUGGAUCACAAAGCGUCGUCGUCCUCGUCGUCUCCGGCGCCACCAUCCAUCUCCCCGUCGUCGAUCCCCGGAUCGGCCGCCUUCCCUGCUUUCUCCUUCAAAUGCCUCCGCCCGCUCGCGCCCAAGAUCUCGCUGCCGGAGCCGAGGAAGAUGAUCGCGCCGCCGGACUUCGUCGUCCCUCGCGCCAGAAACGCUUCCAAGCUGCUCAACUACACUGUGCAGGUGCCGGCGGCGGGGACGACGAGGUGGAACCCGUCGGCGGAGCAGAUAAAGGUGCUGGAGAUGCUGUACCGCGGCGGGAUGCGGACGCCGAACUCCGUCCAGAUCGAGCGGAUCACGGAGGAGCUCGGCAAGUACGGCCGGAUCGAGGGCAAGAACGUCUUCUACUGGUUCCAGAAUCACAAGGCCCGCGAGCGCCAGAAGCAGAAGCGCGCCGCCCUCCUCACCCUCAGCACGCUCGACCCUUCCUUGCUGCCCGCUACCGCUAACGAAACCAAAGAGGCACCGGAGAAGAAGGAGAAGGACGUGGAAGAUGGAUUGGCGAGCUGCAAGCGGCGGUGCAAGGCGUGGGGUGACGGCGCCGGCGAUGGAGACGCGGUGGUGGCGACGGAGGCGGCCGGCGGCUGCACCGACGAAGUGACCCUGGAGCUCUUCCCGUUGCAUCCCCAGGGAAAAGCUUAAUUAGCUGCAUGUGCAUAUAUGUAUACUCCGUCGAUCGUCUGUCACGCAUGGUAUCAUCAUGGAUUGGCCGGGUUGAUGUUGAUUGUGGAAAUUAAAUUCCCUCGUCUUUGCGUGUGCAUUGUGUUGUAGUUGGUCGAUCGUGUGUUUGGAUUGCUUUGAACAUAUAAUGCAUUGUGUUGUGGCCGGGUGCUUGAUCGGAAGAAUAUAAUCAGUAGUUCCAAACUGGAA
This is a messenger RNA of Oryza sativa Japonica Group (Japanese rice), 1116 nucleotides long. The record is from RefSeq and is a predicted model, not a curated record. Lineage: Eukaryota; Viridiplantae; Streptophyta; Magnoliopsida; Poales; Poaceae.